Perca fluviatilis (European perch) is the source of this 1751-nucleotide messenger RNA. Its product is annotated as CREB-regulated transcription coactivator 2. The transcript has 10 exons. The coding region runs from base 34 to 1521 and encodes 495 amino acids. Gene Ontology annotation, molecular function: cAMP response element binding protein binding. The record is from RefSeq and is a predicted model, not a curated record. Lineage: Eukaryota; Metazoa; Chordata; Actinopteri; Perciformes; Percidae. Gene Ontology annotation, biological process: positive regulation of transcription by RNA polymerase II; protein homotetramerization. Gene Ontology annotation, cellular component: nucleus; cytoplasm.
ACUACGUCAAGUCGUCCCGUCAGCUCGGCGAAGAUGUCUGCGACGGGUACAGGCGGCUGUGGACCCGGACCCGGACCCGCCUCGGGCGCCGGGUCCGGGGCUUCCAACCCACGAAAGUUUAGCGAGAAGAUAGCGCUGCAUACCCAGCGACAGGCCGAGGAAACAGCCGCUUUCCAGGAGGUUAUGAUGGACAUCACCUCGACCAGGCUUCAGGCCCAGAAGCUCCGUCUCGCCAGGAGUCAGGGUCCGUACUACGGCGGCUCGCUACCCAACGUUAACCAGAUCGGCAGGAACCCUCAGGACUUCCAGGGCUCCUUCCCGUCCACUCUGGAGUCCACCCGGUCUACCCGACACCACGGUCUGGUGGAGCGCGUCCAGAGGGAUCGCCGCUUCAUCACACCGGUCCGACCGUACCGCAACCGACAAAUGGACAGCUCGCAGUAUAACUCCGCCUACCUGUCCCCGCCUCCGGACCCCGGCUGGAGAAGGACGAACUCAGACUCGGCCCUCCACACCAGCGUGAUGAACCCUCCCACGGGAGACCCCUUCACCACGGGAGGACCCACCCUCACCCCCCAGAGCAACAGACGCAGCGGUCAGAGUGAUGGAGAGGGCAGAAGAAUGUUUCCGUACCCUGUUCCCCCCAUCGAAGAGAACGUGCUGGACGAGGGGAAGCUGCUCAAACCCUGGGACACCAAGAAGUUGCCUCUGUUGUCGUCCCGACCCAAGUCCUGUGAAGUCCCGGGCAUCAAUAUCUUCACGUCUCCGGAGCAGCCGUCCGCGCCUUCUCACGGCAUCCCGUCGGCGCUGAACACCGGCGGCUCGCUGCCGGACCUGUCCAGCCUCCACUUCCCCUCGCCGCUGCCCACGCCGCUGGACCAGGACGAGCCGGGCUACCCAGGAUCCUCCUCUCUGAGCGGGGGCAGCAGCACGGGGAACCUGGCCUCCACGCUCACCCAGCUGGGCAUCAACGCCGCCAACGCACAGGCCGGCAACGGCGGCUUCCACCACCACCACACGCCAGGUCUCCUGGCGUCCCUACAGAGCACGCUCAGUAACCCCUCCCUGCAGUCGUCGCUGAGCAACCCCAACAUCCGGUCGUCGCUGAGCAACCACUCCUUCUCCAACUCCUUGAGCUCUGCGUCGCUGCACUCGUCGCUUAGCAACCCCUCUCUGUCCCUCAGCCCCUCCCCGUCCCUGCCGUCCUCCCUGAGCAGCCAAUCGCUGCAUUCCUCCCUCAGUAGCUCCUCCCUCCAGUCGGUGUCCAGCGGUAACCCCGGCUACAGCAGCGCCAGCGGCGGCGCUGGCGCUGGUGGCUCCGGCUCCUGCUCGGCCUCCUACUCGCCGCUGCUCGGCGGGCAGGGCCAGCCGGCGCUCAGCACGUCGCCUAGGAGACGGGCGCAGCUCUCCCCGCUAAUCCUGCCCAUGGGAGCGGAGACGAGAAGGCAUCACUCCAAACAGUUCUCCCCCACCAUCUCCCCCACGCUGUCCUCCAUCACACAGGUAACGCAUCCACGUUAACCACCCUAUCACACACCUGAGGUAACACCUCCACGUUAACCACCCUAUCACACACCUGAGGUAACACCUCCACGUUAACCACCCUAUCACACACCUGAGGUAACACCUCCACGUUAACCACCCUAUCACACACCUGAGGUAACACCUCCACAUUAACCACCCUAUCACACACCUGAGGUAACACCUCCACAUUAACCACCCUAUCACACACCUGAGGUAACACCUCCACA